Molecule: messenger RNA, 1713 nt
Organism: Thalassophryne amazonica
Lineage: Eukaryota; Metazoa; Chordata; Actinopteri; Batrachoidiformes; Batrachoididae
Product: multidrug and toxin extrusion protein 1-like
Exons: 16
Coding region: 1-1713 (570 amino acids)
Biological process (GO): xenobiotic detoxification by transmembrane export across the plasma membrane
Cellular component (GO): membrane
Molecular function (GO): antiporter activity; xenobiotic transmembrane transporter activity
Source: RefSeq, a predicted model, not a curated record
AUGACGACCACUGUGGGGAUGAAUGAAGCUGCUCCUGGAGACCGAGGCUCCGUGAUGGGCUGCGGCUAUUACCUGAAGUACAUGCGGGAAUUAGUAUCAGCAGAGUACCGGAAUGAACUGGUGGAAGUUGUCAAACUCGCUGGUCCAGUGGUUCUGUCGCAAUUGAUGAGCUUCAUGAUUUCUUUCAUCAGCAUGGUGUUCUGCGGUCAUCUGGGAAAACUGGAGCUUGCUGGAGUAUCAUUAGCCAUUGCGGUGGUUAAUACCACUGGUUUUUCCUUUGGCAGUGGUUUGGCACAAGCAUGUGAUACCCUCAUCAGUCAGACAUAUGGGAGCGGUAACCUGAAGCGUGUGGGUGUGAUUCUGCAGAGAGGGAUCCUGAUUCUGCUGCUGGCCUGUUUCCCCUGUUGGGCUGUUCUCAUCAACACUGAGACCAUUCUUCUUGCUGGCAAACAGAUUCCAGAAGUGGCCCGUCUGUCCCAGCUCUAUGUGAAGGUCAUCAUGCCUGCUCUGCCUGCUGACUUUAUGUACCGGCUGCAAGUGAAGUACCUUCAAAACCAGGGGAUUGUAUGGCCUCAAGUUGUAACUGGAGCAGUUGCGAACGUUAUUAACAUAGCCAUCAACUACAUUCUUCUCUUUUAUAUGAAGUUCGGAAUUGUAGGGUCUGCAGCAGCCAGUGUCAUCUCACAGUUUAGUCUGUUGGUGCUCCUCUACAUGUACACCUGCUGGAAGGGAUUGCACAAAACCACCUGGGGAGGUUGGUCCCUGGACUGUCUGCAGGAGUGGGGACUCUUCAUUAAACUGGCCGUCCCCACCAUGCUUAUGGUUUGUCUGGAUUGGUGGAUGUUUGAGUUGGGAAGAUUCCUGGCCGGUUUGAUUAGUGAGACUGAGCUGGGAGCACAGUCCAUUGCGCACCAGCUGUCUAUCAUCGUUUUCAUGAUUCCACUUGGGUUAUCUGGUGGUGCCAGUGUACGUGUCGGAAAUGCACUCGGAGCAGGAAACAUAGAGCAGGCCAAACUGUCUUGCAAAGUUCCCAUCAUCUGUUCAGCCAUAAUAGCAUGUGUAUUUGGAGCGAUUCUGAUCACCAGUAGAAAUGUGGUUGGAUACAUUUUCACUUCAGAGGAUGACAUCAUACAGAAGGUUGCUGAGGUGAUGCUUAUAUAUGGUUUCGUCCAUGUGCCAGAUGCUUUUGUGGGAGUCAUGGGAGGUGUUGUCAAGGGGAUAGGAAAACCAAUAAUUGGUGCCACGUGUAAUCUUGUGGGAUACUACUUCAUCGGUAUCCCUAUCGGCAUGUCACUGAUGUUUGCAGCAAAUUUAGGCAUUUCAGGUCUGUGGAUCGGAUUGGCUGUUUGUUUGACCCUGCAGGCAUCUUUUUUAAUCAUAUUUGUGUACAGACUUAAUUGGCAGAAAGCUGCUGAAAAGGCUCUUGUGAGAGCUGGAAUCCAAACCACAGAACAAACUGGACAGCCCAGCUGGGAAAUGCAGGGUGAAGCUCUUCUCAUGACUCCUCCAACUACUGUGGCAAAUGGUGAGGAGAAUGACAACCGCCAUGAGAUGCAAAGUCCAGUCCAGAAUAAAUCCAUGACCAACACAGUGGGAGAGGUUCUGUCAGGGAGACAGUUGGUUUUGCAACGUUCGUUGACAGUCCUGCUGAUGGUCUUUAUCCUUGUUGCUGGAAUCUUAACCAAUACUUUUGUCAUGAAACUCUUCAAAUAA